CUGGUUUUUUUACUGCACCCUUUUUUUUUUCUUUCAUUUUCCUACCAUGUCACGUAUGCUUGCAAACUUGAGAAAGCCGCUUCUCAACACGAACAAUGGCGUGUAUCGUCGAGCACUUGCUUCCAUGACCAAUUUGUCACCAACACUUCGUAAAACUAUCUUGCCCAAUGGCUUCACAGUUGCAACCGAAGAAAAUCCUGCUUCUCAAACGGCUACCGUGGGCGUUUGGAUUGACGCUGGAUCCCGUGCUGAGAAUGUGCAAAACAACGGUUCGGCUCACUUUUUGGAGCACAUGGCAUUUAAGGGCACACGCACACGAUCGCAACGAGAUCUCGAAUUACAGAUCGAGAAUAUGGGCGGUCAUUUGAAUGCCUACACUUCCCGAGAACAAACAGUGUACUAUGCCAAGGCAUUCAAAUACGAUGUGCCGCAGGCGGUAGAAAUUUUAUCCGACAUUUUGCAAAACUCGAGAUUGGAUCUGGGAGCUAUUGAGCGUGAACGUGAUGUGAUUUUACGUGAACAGGAAGAAGUAGAGAAACAAAUGGAGGAAGUGGUCUUUGACCAUCUUCACGCUACGGCCUUCCAGAACGAAUCGCUCGGAUUAACGAUUUUGGGACCCAAGGAAAAUAUCCAGUCCCUCACCAGAGACGACCUGUCCAACUACAUCAAAACAAACUACACCGGCGAACGUAUGAUCCUUGUCGGCGCCGGUGGCGUGGACCAUGAUGCCUUAGUUCGCUUAGCAGAAGAUCAUUUUGGUCGCCUCCCUACCGUAUUGGAUGCCAGUACCAGCAAGAGUGCGAUGAAGAAGCCUGUUUUCACCGGGGCUCAGUUCACCUUGCGCGAUAAAACGCCACAAGCUCACAUCGCUGUUGCCGUCGAAGGUGCCAGCUGGACUUCUCCUGAUUAUUUCCCUUUGUUGGUGACUCAAUCCAUCAUUGGCUCUUGGGAUCGUUCCUUGGGCGCCACCGGUCAUGUAGAUUCUCGUUUAUCGGCCAUCAUGCACAACAACCAACUGGCUAAUUCUUUCAUGUCAUUCAACACAUCCUACAAAGAUACCGGUCUCUGGGGUAUUUACUUGGUGUCGGAAAACAAAGAUCGCAUCAACGAUCUUUUGCAAUCGACCAAACGAGAAUGGGCAAGACUUUCUUCAUCUGUGACCGAAAAUGAAGUCGAACGUGCUAAACAGCAGCUCAAGGCAGGCCUUUUGUUGGGAUUGGACGGAAGCACGCCUAUUGCUGAAGAUAUUGGACGACAACUUUUGACUUCGGGUGCUCGUAUGUCGCCAAAGGAAGUGGAAGAAGCCGUUUCAAGUGUGUCCGUCAACGACGUGUGUCGCGUCGCUAGCGAAUAUCUUAGCAAGAAUGCAGCCGUGGUUGGCAUCGGUGCUAUUGAUGAGCUUCCCGAUUUCAACCGUAUCCAAAUAUAAAUUGUACUGAUAUCCAUGAUCCUUUGAAAAUCUUUAGAAUAAAUAAUGUGGGUUUUUUUUUUGUUUGAUGUACAGUUUGUGGAAACAGGAUACAAUAACGCGGUGUGGGUAUACAUAAUUUGUGACAUUUGGUGAUUUCCCAUAUUGGGG
This is a messenger RNA of Radiomyces spectabilis, 1579 nucleotides long. Its product is annotated as Metalloenzyme, LuxS/M16 peptidase-like protein. The transcript is spliced from 3 exons. The record is from RefSeq and is a predicted model, not a curated record. Bases 47 to 1429 code for a protein of 460 amino acids. Gene Ontology annotation, cellular component: mitochondrion. Gene Ontology annotation, molecular function: metalloendopeptidase activity; metal ion binding. NCBI's taxonomy places the organism in Eukaryota, Fungi, Mucoromycota, Mucoromycetes, Mucorales, Radiomycetaceae.